Messenger RNA from Clupea harengus (Atlantic herring), 3084 nucleotides. RefSeq names its product receptor like tyrosine kinase (gene ryk). Gene Ontology annotation, biological process: positive regulation of kinase activity; positive regulation of neuron projection development; protein phosphorylation. The record is from RefSeq and is a predicted model, not a curated record. Gene Ontology annotation, cellular component: plasma membrane; signaling receptor complex. Gene Ontology annotation, molecular function: ATP binding; protein kinase activity. Lineage: Eukaryota; Metazoa; Chordata; Actinopteri; Clupeiformes; Clupeidae.
CCCCCAACCCCACCUCCCUCCUACAAUGAAAACUGAGAUAGCAGGGGGGAGGGAAAAGACCAUGAAAGGAGAGAGUUGGAUGAUAGCUACUUUUCGAGUCAUUCCCUGCUAAAUUCCUUUGGUCUGUCUCACUUCAAGGAUACCCAAAGAGGAAUAGAAGAGAGGGUAACAGUAGAAAGGCAACUUUGCGCCCAGUAAGCGAUCUUUCAGAAUCUUGCGGUCUCCUCACAUACUGAACGAGUCUGGUAGACCAAAGUUAGCUCGUCAACGUUAGCAGUGCUAGCUUCCUAGCAGGAAGAAAAACCGGGAGAGGAAGAGAGGAGACAGAAGGCGCAGUUAUCUAUCAAGUCGUAUUAUGUUGCCUCUAGGACGGAGUUUAAGCUUUGGGUGACACUAAAGUUGUGCAGUUGCUUCUACGACGAAAGGAAUUAAUGCAACAAGCACGGAUAACCGGGAUGUCGGGGGAGGAGGACACUCAUUGCGGUGCCAGCUCGUAUGUGUCCCGAGGCUGGCCACAUUCGGUGCUUUGGAGACUCGGAGGUUUCUUUUUCCUUCUUCUCCUAGAAGGGGCCCUGUGCCUUGCGAGUCCGAGCGGCCCACCGGGUACUAACAAUGACAGUAAUCGUCCAUAUGUCAAUAUCUUCCUGAGCACAGAGGAGGUGAAGAAACUCUUAGGGUUGGAUGCGGAGCUGUACUACGUGAGAGAUGAUGAUGUCAACAUGUACGCACUCUCCUUCAUCCCUCCGAUACCCAGUGACAUCAGCACCCUGUACUUCUCAUGGCACUCCAAGAACAAGGUUGAGUACAAACUAGGCUUCCAUGUGGAGAACCCAACAGCCAUGGACCAACCCAAGACCAACAUCUCCGUACAGGGGGAGGUGCCCCGCAGCCGCUCAGUAUUUCGGGUAGACCUAAUAUGCUCCGGGAGGGUGGACGAAGAGGCUUUGGUGACGGUUCAGCUCAACCUGACCAUCAACCCCAAGAACAUCACAGUGCUCAACUUCAAACGCAGGAAAAUGUGCUACAAAAGAGUCGAGCAGCCGGACCCUCCCACCAUUCCCAUAAUUGACCCAAACAAACCAGUUGUGGAUCCUGCGAGUGCGCCCACCACCUCCACGCGUGUGUUCUACAUCAGCGUGAGCGUCUGCUGCGCAGUCAUCUUCCUCGUGGCCAUCAUCCUCGCCGUGCUCCACCUGCACAGCAUGAAGAGGAUCGAGCUGGAUGAUAGCGUGAGUGACAGCGGAAGCUCUCAGGGCCUGUCUCAACCCUCCACCCAGACCACGCAGUACCUGCGAGCCGACACGCCUAACAACGCCACACCCGUCACCAACAGUCACCCUGGUUCUGCACCCAUCCAUCAGCUUGCUGCCGCCUCCUUCCCAAAUCCUGGCGCCCCCUCACAGCAAAGCAAAAGCUAUCCCUCGCUGCGCAUUGAGAAGAACGACCUGAGGAGCGUGACCCUGAUGGAAGCCAAAGCCAAGGUCAAAGACAUCGCCAUCUCCAGAGAGAGGGUCACCCUACGGGAUGUCCUGCAUGAAGGUACAUUUGGCCGCAUAUUCCACGGAAUCCUUCUGGACGAGAAAGACCCCAGCAAGGAGAAGCGGGUCUUUGUGAAAACAGUCAAAGACCAUGCCUCUGAAGUGCAGGUGACCAUGAUGCUGACAGAAAGCUGUAAGCUCCGAGGUCUACACCACAGGAACCUGUUGCCCAUAAGCCACGUGUGUACGGAGGACGGAGAGAAGCCCAUGGUCCUGCUGCCCUACAUGAACUGGGGCAACCUCAAGCUUUUCCUGCGACAGUGCAAGCUGGCUGAGGCCAACAACCCACAGGCCAUCUCGCAACAAGAUCUGGUGCACAUGGCCAUUCAGAUUGCAUGUGGGAUGAGCUACUUGGCACGAAGGGAGGUCAUCCAUAAAGACCUGGCAGCCAGAAACUGUGUUAUUGAUGACAGCAUGCAGGUGAAGAUCACAGACAAUGCCCUGUCCCGAGACCUGUUCCCCAUGGACUACCACUGUCUGGGGGACAACGAGAACCGGCCCGUGCGCUGGAUGGCCCUGGAGAGCCUGCUCAACAACGACUUCUCCAGCGCAAGCGACGUGUGGGCUUUUGGUGUGAGCCUGUGGGAGCUGAUGACCCUGGGUCAGACUCCUUACGUGGACAUCGACCCCUUCGAGAUGGCCGCCUACCUGAAGGACGGCUACCGAAUAGCACAGCCAAUCAACUGCCCCGACGAGCUGUUUGCUGUGAUGGCCUGUUGCUGGGCCUUGGACCCCGAGGAGAGACCCAAGUUCCAGCAGCUUGUUCAGUGCCUCACAGAGUUCCAUGCGGCUCUUGGGGCGUAUGUCUGAAAUCCAGCCCCAGGCUUUUGGUCCAGGCCCACCAGCACUACCUGAGAGGAUUAUAAUGAAAAGAGGAAAAGAAACUAGUGCCUUAAGAAACAAAUGAGAAAGAAAAAAGACUUUCUGACCAUUUUUUUUUUUUUUUUUUUUUAAUUGCUUUUGUAUUUUUUUAAUUAUAGAGAAGACAAUACAUUUCCAGAACUUAGAUGAAGUUACAUCAUUGGCAUUUCUUGGGUCUUUCCCCCCCGUUUUAAAACCCCUGAAGAGCACAAAGAAACUGUUAUCGCUUCACUGGAGUGAAAGGAUGUGCCCUUUCUGAGUGCCAAGGUCCUUUUUGUUCCUUUCGUCACCAUGGAAAUGCAUACAUCUUCACCUCUCGCAGUGAAAGAUCACCCCAGUGCUUGGCCAGACACACGGCCACACUCCAGAAGAACUGCCAUUGAUGUAUCCCAGACAUCGUCCAGUGCCAAGUGCUUUCUGCCCCCUUUUUCGUCGGAAGCCCAUUCUGGGCCCUAGAGGACUCGACUCGAACUUAAGGCAACAAUGCUGAAGUGGUAUCCUUCCCGAGAGGACGCGCUGCACGUUUUUAAAAUGUGUUUUUGGACAUGGCAGUGAGAGGCUACUCUCCAUUGCGCUGAAGCGUAAAUAGGAUGCCAAAGCUGAAAGAAAGCAGCUGGUGGGUGGGUGUGUUUGUGUAUAUGCUUGUGUGUGUGUGUGUGUGUGUGUGUGUGUGUGUGUGUGUGUG